AUGGGGGGAAAUGCUCUCCUUAAAUCUGGCAUCUAUUUUAACAAAACGCGAUUGAAAAAUGGCACAAUUUUCUUCAAGUACAUCGCAGAAGAAAUUGUUGAAGAGUUAGAUCUUAAGAUUGUUGAAGAUGAUGAAAUGAAGGAAGAAGUUGAGGACGAAUUCGAAGAAGACGACGAAGGAGAAGGCGAAGAAGGAGUUGAGGACGAAGGCGCAGGGAUGGAGGGAUUUACUAAAUCUACUGAACAAACUAAAACCAGCUACAAUGAGUGGGUGGCACCCCAUGGUACCCUGCCUUUUGAGCAACUAAUACGGAUAUUAAUUUUUCGCGGGGGACUGGAAGCCUUGGUCUAA
Molecule: messenger RNA, 351 nt
Organism: Paramuricea clavata
Lineage: Eukaryota; Metazoa; Cnidaria; Anthozoa; Malacalcyonacea; Plexauridae
Source: the annotation of a GenBank genome assembly